Pieris napi is the source of this 925-nucleotide messenger RNA. RefSeq names its product E3 ubiquitin-protein ligase RNF181. Gene Ontology annotation, cellular component: cytoplasm. The record is from RefSeq and is a predicted model, not a curated record. NCBI's taxonomy places the organism in Eukaryota, Metazoa, Arthropoda, Insecta, Lepidoptera, Pieridae. The transcript is spliced from 3 exons. Gene Ontology annotation, biological process: protein ubiquitination. Bases 168 to 611 code for a protein of 147 amino acids. Gene Ontology annotation, molecular function: ubiquitin protein ligase activity.
AAACUAAAAGUCAUCAACAAUAGAAUUUUUUUAAUUGAAAACUUCGAAGUAAACAAACUGAUCAAACUUUCUGAGUGACAAAUAUCCAGCAACUAUAUUCAUUUGAUUAUUGAAAUUUCAGUGCAGUACAACUUUCUGGCAAUUUGAAAUUAAUUAUUUGUGUAAUCAUGACUGACUAUUUCCAAGAGAUGGGAUGGAGAGAAUUGCAAGACGGUGAGCAGCCAAAUCAUUUUUUACAUUUGGCUAGACUCUUGAUGGAUUAUAAUAUAUUCGAUGACAACUUUACUGGAGAAUGGCCUAGAUUACCACCUCCAGCAUCAAAAGAAGUAGUAAAAAAUUUACCUGAUAUUACUAUAGAAGUGGACGAUAAGAAUUGCCCUAUAUGCCUAAAGAAUUUUAAAAAAACUGAAAAAGUUAAGCAAAUGCCUUGCAAUCAUAUUUUUCAUCCAGCAUGUAUUUUGACUUGGUUGGAAAAGACCAACUCGUGUCCAUUUUGUCGCCAUGAACUACCCACUGAUGAUGUGGCAUAUGAAGCAUUUAAGAAGGAAAAGAAAAGAGCUGAACAAAGAAAAGAAGAUAUAGAAGUUCUUCAUAACUCUAUGUUUAGUUGAUGCUUCUAUUAUAUGAUAUUUAUCGGGUAGUAGGGCAAUUAUUUUAAAAUAAGAUUAAGGUUUUAAAGGUUCCAAAUGACUGUACCGUUUACUAAUCAUUCCUUUAUAGAAUUCCUAUAGAUAUCUAAACAUUGCAGUAUCUAUUCAGCAUCUAUAAAUUAAGAAUCUAAACUUACUUUGACUCUCAUAAGCCAAGAUUCAAUAUGUUUCUGACAUAGGAGAGUCAUACUUAAGUUUCAACUCUGAAUAUUAUAAUUGAAGCAUAAUUACAUUUAGUAAUAUAGUUUUUAUUAAGUCUGCACAUCUGUUUUGAG